Lonchura striata (white-rumped munia) is the source of this 2277-nucleotide messenger RNA. RefSeq names its product oncoprotein induced transcript 3 (gene OIT3). NCBI's taxonomy places the organism in Eukaryota, Metazoa, Chordata, Aves, Passeriformes, Estrildidae. The record is from RefSeq and is a predicted model, not a curated record. Gene Ontology annotation, molecular function: calcium ion binding.
CCUCUGAUAAACUUCCAGGAGAGCAAUCCCACUUGCUCUUCUGGAAGCCUGGAGUCAGAAGCUCCACUGAGAGGAAGGCUGCAAGAGCCACAGCCUGUACAAGGACUUCAAAGCCUCUGUCCCUUGAGUGGUGGCUCUUCCUUGGCUCAGUGGGAUGUUCCAGUACUUCUUUUUCUGUAUUUACUUUGUCAUUCAGCUCCAGCCAGUGUCUUCGAUGGCCCUGGACCCCUGCUCUGCCUACAUCAGCCUGAACGAGCCCUGGAGGAACACGGAGCACCGCAUCAACAGCUCGCACGGGCAGCCCACCUGCGACAGCGGCAUCGACGGCGAGUGGUACCGCUUCACGGGCAUGGCCGGCGACGCCAUGCCCACCUUCUGCAUCCCCGAGAACCACUGCGGCACCCACGCUCCCGUGUGGAUGAACGGCAGCCACCCGCGCCCCGCCGACGGCAUCGUGCGGCGCCAGGCCUGCGCCAGCUUCAGCGGCAACUGCUGCCUCUGGAACACCACCAUCGAGGUCAAGGCCUGCCCGGGAGGGUACUACGUGUACCACCUCGCCAAGCCCAGCGUCUGCUUCCACGCCUACUGUGGCCAUUUUUAUGACAUCUGUGAUGUAGUGGAUUGCCAGGACUCCUGCCUGGACACUGGUGACUGCACGUGUUCCCCGGGUACGACACUCGGACCUGAUGGCCAGACAUGCCUUGAUGAAAAUGAGUGUGAACAGAACAACGGGGGCUGCAGCGAGUUCUGUGUUAACCUGAAGAAUUCCUUCCGCUGCGAGUGCGGGGUUGGGCGCACGCUGGGAAGUGAUGGGAAAACCUGUGAAGAAAUUGAAGGCUGUCACAAUAACAACGGAGGCUGCAGCCAUACCUGUAUUGAAGUGGAAGGCACCUACCAGUGUGAAUGUCCCAGGGGACUUGUUCUGUCAGAAGACAACCACACUUGCCAGGUUCCAGUGCUGUGCAAGUCCAGCUCUAUUGAGGUGAGCAUCCCAAAGGACCUGGUUGGAGGCCUGGACCUUUCCCUCAUCAACACUUCAUGCAAAGGCGUGUCCAAUGGCACUCAUGUCAACAUCCAUUUCUCCCUGAAGUCCUGUGGUACCGUUGUAGAUGUAAUCAAUGAUAAAAUCAUUGCCACCAACCUGGUGACUGGCUUGCCCAAGCAGACGCCGGGGAGCAAUGGGGACAUCAUUGUGCGCACCAGCAAGCUGCUGAUCCCCGUGACCUGCGAGUUCCCGCGCCGCUACACCAUCUCCGAGGGCUACGUGCCCAACCUCAAGAACUCUCCCUUGGAAAUCAUGAGCCGCAACCAGGGCGUCUUCCCCUUCACUCUGGAGAUCUUCAAGGACAAAGACUUUGAUGAGCCCUACAGGGGUGAUCUUCCCACCCUCAAGCUUCGGGACUCCCUGUACUUUGGGAUUGAGCCCUUGGUGCACGUCAGUGGACUGGAGACGCUGGUGGAGAGCUGCUUUGCCACUCCCACCUCCAAAAUUGAUGAGAUCCUGAAGUACUACCUGAUUCAAGAUGGCUGUGUUUCUGAUGAUUCCGUGAAGCAGUACACGUCAAAGGACCAUCUUGCCAAGCACUUCCAGGUUCCUGUGUUCAAGUUUGUGGGCAAAGACAACAAGGAGGUGUUCCUGCACUGCCGCAUCCUCGUGUGCGGCGCGCUGGACGAGACCUCGCGCUGCGCCCAGGGCUGCCGGAGACGCGUGCGCAGGUCGGCCGAGCAACAGGAGGAGCAGCAGGACAAGGAAUCUGUUCACGUGUCAAACCACAUCCUGACAGGAGGCCCCAUCAGGAUCGACUUUGAUGACUGACACCCACCCUCUGCAACAGCAUCCCUGGCCUUCCUUAUCACUGCCUUCUGUUGUGGUGGUUGAGAAACCACAGGUAUUUGUUAAAGCCCCGCUUGAACCUGAGGACUCAUUUCCUUAACUCUGUGGUGAUUAUUUGUCAAGUGGUUUGGGCCCAUGAGGCAGCCCUUGGAGUGUGACCCAGACUGCAGAACAGUUUGCUUUUAUCUGCAUUUCUUCCCAACAAUCCUUUAGCUGCAGGGACCCUGUUUCUUUGCAGGCCAGAAAUGUUACCCAACUUUGCCUUUCCCUACAUCCACCUACAGGCCCUAGGACUGUUUGUCCUUGACUAAACAAAUGUUAUCCAAGCCCUUCUUGCAUCAGACAGUACAAAUAGUAUCAUAGAUGAGUGUGUUUGCUGUACAGCUCUGUGAGUGAUGCUGGAGAUUUCAGGUGAUUGUUAAUAAAAACAUGUGUAAAAUAUA